Messenger RNA from Solea solea (common sole), 1073 nucleotides. RefSeq names its product C-type lectin domain family 3, member Ba (gene clec3ba). Gene Ontology annotation, biological process: bone mineralization; ossification. Bases 94 to 690 code for a protein of 198 amino acids. The transcript is spliced from 3 exons. The record is from RefSeq and is a predicted model, not a curated record. NCBI's taxonomy places the organism in Eukaryota, Metazoa, Chordata, Actinopteri, Pleuronectiformes, Soleidae.
UCUGGCCAGGACACAGAGCUGUGGGGAGCUUUUCUGGUGCUGCACCAAAACAGCUUUUUCUACAGUGGUUUUUAACGUGUUUUUCAAAGCGCUAUGGAGACUCGAGGACUUUGGUUGAUGUUUUACCUUCUUCUGCUGGCAAACUGCACUUUUCAGCAGAGCACAUCAAAGAGAAGGAAUGGCAAGAAAGACUCUGCGAACAAUGCUGCCAUCGAGGAGCUGAAACAACAAAUAAGUGACAUCGUGCAGGAGCUGAAUGUGAUGAAAGAACAGCAGGCUCUACACACAGUUUGUCUAAGGGGCACAAAGAUCCUCGGCAAGUGUUUCCUGGCUGACUCAGUGAAGAAGACUUUUCAUGCUGCCAGUGAUGACUGCAUCGCUAAAGGAGGCAGCCUGGGCACUCCUCUGACAGGAGACGAGAACGACCAACUCUACAGCUACGUGCGCCAGAGCAUUGGCCCAGAGGAGCAUGUCUGGCUGGGAAUCAAUGACAUGGUGACUGACGGUCAGUGGGUGGACCAGUCGGGGUCCGGUGUGCGCUUUAAGAACUGGGAGACAGAGAUCACUCAGCAGCCAGACGGAGGACGCAGCCAGAACUGUGCCAUCCUCUCCACCACAGCAAAAGGGAAGUGGUUUGAUGAGAGCUGCAAGGCUGAGAAGGCCUCGGUGUGUGAGUUCAACAUCAUCUGAGAGUGUUUGUGACAUUUACAUGCAUUGCUAUCAGGUACAAUUAUGUAAUGCAUUAAAAAAAAACUGUGUACUGCAUCUUUCUUAAUCUCACAUUUUUGACCAAGUCAUUGUAAUGUUGAUGCUCUUGGGCACACUAUGUCAACGUAUAAGCUAAUCUCACUGGCACAUGAUAUUUUACAUAUAUUCAGUAAAAUGUUCUUUAACAUUCCACAUGUUUUGGAACUAAUAUUCAAGAAAGUAAACACCACUGGAUAGCUUCACUUUGUUUUGUAAACAGCAUCUUUUAUAAUGCCUUUCCUAUAUUUUCUUUUUUCCUGUUUCUGACUGUAUAAUUAUAUUGUUUAUAUUACAUUAUGACCAAUAAACGUGUCUUCUCAGAUGCA